Messenger RNA from Pseudogymnoascus destructans, 654 nucleotides. RefSeq lists its product as uncharacterized. The record is from RefSeq and is a predicted model, not a curated record. Lineage: Eukaryota; Fungi; Ascomycota; Leotiomycetes; Thelebolales; Thelebolaceae. The coding region runs from base 1 to 654 and encodes 217 amino acids. The transcript is spliced from 4 exons. Gene Ontology annotation, molecular function: oxidoreductase activity; zinc ion binding.
AUGGCAGCAUCACAGGCUGCUUUUAAGGUAGAGCAAGCCGUCGGACACGAUGCCAUCGUGCCCGACGGCUAUAAUUAUUCGGAAAAGGUCCCAAAACUACGCGUAGUGGAACCCAGAGACAUUGUCUUGCGUGUUACUGGUUCUACGAUCUGUGGCUUCGACUUGCAUCUCUUGCACGGUACCAUUGUGGAGCUACAGAAGGACGACAUCAUGGGCCACGAGUUCUGCGGUAUCGUGGAGUCUGUCGGCCCUCAAGUUAAGAAUGUUAAGCCCGGCCAGCGUGUGGUAGCCAGCUUCCAGAUCGCAUGUGAGGAAUGCGGACCUUGCAAGAAGAAGCAGAGUAGCCAGUUAGCUUCUUUGGGUACUCUCAUUUCACGGGCGGCUUUUCAGGCGGACAAGGCAGAAUACGUUCGUGUUCCGUUCGGGGACGUCAACCUCCUCAAGCUGCCCGACCGUGUCCCAGAUGAGAAAGGCCACCAUCUCUCCGAUAUCAUCUGCACGUCUUGGAAUGCCGUCGUAGACACUGGCGUCGAGAAAGGCGACGUCGUAGCUAUUUGGGGCGCCGGCCCUAUAGGCCAGAUGGCUGCAGACUUCAGCCUUCACAACGGUGCUGCCCGCGUCAUUCUCAUAGAUAACUAUUGGCGCCUCAUCUAA